CCGUCACUGAUGGGAUCUGAUCAGUCACCUGAUGAAAGCCUCCAUGGAGCUCAUCCAGGCCUCCCAGCUGCCUCAGGAAGCCUCCACAGCUACCUGGAUCACCAACUCUCAUUUCCUGCUCCUCUCCACUCCUUCUGAACCUUUCCUCGGCUUCACCCCGAGCGACGGCUCUUUCCUCUUUAACAGCAGUUGCCAGAAUGACACCAAACCGGAGCCUAGUUCCUUCCCUGGCUUGGCGGGAAUCUUCAUCCCUCUCAUCUACGGUAUGGUGUGUGUUGUUGGCCUCGUGGGCAACACUCUCGUCAUCCACGUUGUCGUCAACUACACCAAGAACGAGUCAGUCACCAACAUCUACAUCCUGAACUUGGCGAUCGCGGACGAACUCUUCAUGCUAGGUUUGCCCUUCCUGGCAGUGCAGAACGCUCUUCUCUCUUGGCCCUUCGGUUCGCUAGUGUGCCGCGUGGUCAUGACAGUGGACGCCAUCAACCAGUUCACCAGCAUCUUCUGCCUAACGGUGAUGUCAGUGGAUCGCUACCUGGCCGUAGUGCACCCAAUCCGGUCUUAUUGGUGGCGCCGCCCCCGUGUAGCGAAGGCCGUCAGUGCCACGGUGUGGGCUGGGUCGUUUGUUGUGGUGCUGCCCGUGGUGGUGUUUGCAGACGUGCUGAAGGACGACGGUAACUGCAGCAUCGUAUGGCCUGAACCGGCUGAGGUUUGGAAGACGUCUUUUAUAGUUUACACCUGCACCGUGGGCUUCUUCUGCCCCCUGCUGGUCAUCUGCCUGUGCUACUUGUUGAUCGUCAUCAAGGUUAGGAGU
Molecule: messenger RNA, 814 nt
Organism: Notothenia coriiceps (black rockcod)
Lineage: Eukaryota; Metazoa; Chordata; Actinopteri; Perciformes; Nototheniidae
Product: somatostatin receptor type 5-like
Exons: 1
Biological process (GO): neuropeptide signaling pathway
Cellular component (GO): neuron projection; plasma membrane
Molecular function (GO): somatostatin receptor activity; neuropeptide binding
Source: RefSeq, a predicted model, not a curated record